UGGCGGUCGAGGAAACAACAUAUUGUAUAAAUUUCUGUUUGGAUAGAAGCUGUACAGCGACAGAAAAGGAAUUGUCAUGUCUCGAAGUCAAGUUAAUACUGUAAGCCUUUGAAAACGAUAGAAAUAUGCUUUAGUAGUCUUCAGUCAUUGCCUGUCUUUACUCUUUUGAGCGACUGAUUUUGGGGCGGUUAGAUUUCUCAUUGAGCGACUGAUUUUGAGAGGGUUAGAUUUCCUCAAUAUAAACGUUCUUGCUCAUGGGCUGGUUACUUCAAAGGCAUAUAUUAAUCUAAACCUGCGUUAAUGUCUAUAACUCUUUUCAUAUUUAGCUACAUGCCUAAUAAAAUGCCUUUCUUUAAUUGCAAUAACUCGCGUUGAUCGACUAGUUUUCUGCAAUCAAAAAGCAAAUUUAAUUCUGUACCAACAUCCAAACAUUUCGGUUAUUUUCAACGUUGCUUGCAUGAAUCACUAGCAGACAUUUCUAUUAUUCGUUUAAGCCCGAUUGAAAAGUUGAAAUUUUCGAUUUUAAGGCCCGAGUGAACAGUUGAAAUUUUCGAUUUUCGCUGGAUCCGGUUCGAGGAAAAAGUUGAAAUUUCGAUUUUUAAGGCCCUAGUGAAAAGUAGAAAUUUUCGAUUUUUAAGGCCCGAGCGAAGAGUUGAAAUUUUCGAUUUUCGCUGGAUCCGGUUCGAGGAAAAAGUUGAAAUUUCGAUUUUUAAGACCCUAGUGAAAAGUAGAAAUUUUCGAUUUUUAAGGCCCGAGCGAAGAGUUGAAAUUUUCGAUUUUCGCUGGAUCCGGUUCGAGGAAAAAGUUGAAAUUUCGAUUUUUAAGGCCCUAGUGAAAAGUAGAAAUUUUCGAUUUUUAAGGCCCGAGCGAAGAGUUGAAAUUUUCGAUUUUCGCUCGAUCCGGUUCGAGGAAAAAGUUGAAACUUCGAUUUUUAUUAAUCCUUAUAUUUUUCAGGUAGUUGUAUCCCUACCAACGAAAGCUUGUUCAUCAUGUGUGAAGAGCCCCUCACUAUAGGGCAAGACGUCUAGGGUGAGCGAGGUCACAUAUACAAGGACAUUUUACUAACGCCAUCUGCUUUGUUUGUAGGCGACCGUCUUCCAAGAAAACCAAGGUCCUGUGGCACACCUUAAGGCCAAAGAUGGUGAAGCAAAGCGAUCUGACAGAAUUAGAAAUGUUCUUCACACAGUCACAAAUAAUAGCCGUAUACCACAGGUGAGAUACUGAAUGACCUUCGUCGUGCUUUGCUUGUCAGACUAUACCACUGUUCGUAGAAGGCGUUUGUACAUCAGAAUUUCGAGUGUGAACUUGAUACAUUUCAUUUAACCCAACCAGGAGCAGUUGUGAAAAGCUAGAGACACCCUGACUGGAAUCGAACCUGCGACUCCGGUGCAGAGCUCUAACCAACUGAGGCCGUUUGUACGAAGGCCAGAUAGUGAUUUUUUCAAGCUUUGUUAAAUCAGUCGUUGAUUAGUAUAACUCGUAUUAAAGUUUAGUAUUUAUAAGUUAAAUGUUUUUUAUACUUCUUGUGUCGUGUAUAUCCGUAGUUUCACAGUUUUUCAAACAUUUUACAAAGGUUGAAAAAAUCCCUAUCUGGUGGAUAGCGCUAUCCAGCCUUCGUACAACCGACCCCUGAGCUACAGAGGGCAGUCGUUGAGCUCUAGCCACAAGUUCAUGUGUAUAGUCUAAGGUGAUGCCAUGCAUUUGUCGGCCACGUAGAUCUCAUCCAAAUAUCUUGUUAACAAGAUAGAUUUUUCUUGGUUACAUUGUUUUUAUUUUCUGUAUAGCGAAGUAAGAAAGUUUUAGCCAAACUUACAAAGCAACCUGUCUUAGAAGAAACACAACGAACUACAAUUGAGACAGAAUCUGUUAAGUCAGAAGUUGAUAUUGAUAGUAAAGAUGUCGUGGAUAUCGAUGCUGAAGAUCAUGAUAAUCCAUUCUCUUGUGCUGAAUACGCUGAGGAAAUCUACCGCUAUCUGAGAAAAAGAGAGGUAGGGUUUGCUGUGAAUACUGCUUUAUGUAUAUAGGAAAAUUCAGAUCUAACCAUACGUUUGUAAUUGACCUAACCAGACUCGAAGUAACUAGAGCUAUCCAGUAUAAAAUAGUUUAUAGUUUAGUUGUCCCACAAGAUAGUCAGCAGUCUAAUAUAUGAAUAUUGUUAAACUGCGUUACACUUGUGGAAAAUUGAAAUGGUUUCCUGCAAUCGUCUAUGUUUGCCUUGUGUUAAGGUGAACUAUUUGAUCAGUGGAAGCAUCGCAUGCUUGUACCACAUGAGGGAGAAAUUCACUUUUCUAGUUUCUUCCAUGUACGGCAAGCAGACACAUUUGUUAAUUGUUACAGCAUGGCAUGGCAUGAAAUAUUUUUGUUCCUAGGAUCCUAAAUUUUGAGGUUAAUUUUUUUUGUCGACCUCAUUAAUAUUCUUCCUAAUAAGUUAUGUUCUGCAAAGAAUAAACGCUUUUAAACACUUCCUGCAUACGACAUUCUCCUACCUGGUCAAGGAUACUUUUAAUGUGGAUAUGACAUGCACUUGGUCACUCACAAGCCACUGCUCCUGCCAUCGUUCCUAAACUACACUGUGUAUAUUUACUGUAAAUAGAUUUUUUUUUCUUUCUUUUUCUUUUUGUUAUCUAGUCAUACUUAUAUUUAGGGGUUGUGCCUUGCAUGGGUCUCGUUUUCCCGUUUGCACUAACCCCAUUGGACGUUCACCUUGUAAUCUAGAAUUUCUAUGUUGAUAAAAUAAAAACAAAAUAAAAAAUAAUCUGCAAAUGUACGAAAUCUUUGUAUUCUGUUUAGGAUAUCUACCAAGUGCCUAACAACUACAUCCAGUCACAUAAAGAGAUCAACGUAAGAAUGCGAGCUAUCCUGGUUGACUGGCUGGUGAGCGUUCACGAUAAGUUCAAGCUGACACAGGAAACCCUAUUCCUCGCCAUUUCUAUCUUGGAUAGAUACUUAGCGGUAAGUUGCUGGCUUGGGCAGGUUUGGUCAAUUUUGGCUUACGCAUUUGGUAAAUAUUUCAUUUCUCCUGUGACGUCAUAGUUACCAAAUGCUAGCCCAGAAUUGACCAAACCUGCCAAAACCAGGUUGCAUUCCUAUCAACCGAAGGCGUCUAUAGCUCUAGCAGUUCUGAAACUGUUCCACCUAGAGGUGCGAUGUCCAUCUAGUGUUGCCGCAGGCAAUCUCGUUCCCAGAGUAUGCCUGUUCGCGGGAUUGUGCCGCAGGAGAAAACCUGAACUAAACUGAGUUUACAUCUUCAGGUGAACCACAAGGAAAAGAAAUCAAAUUUGCAACUGAUUGGUGUCACUGCGAUGUUUUUGGCUUCAAAAGUUGAAGACAUCUAUGCACCUGAUAUCUCAGAUCUUGUCUACAUCACGGACGACUCGUGUAGCUCGACUAUGAUCAAAUCUUAUGAGAGAAAAAUGUCCGCUCAACUUGAGUUCAAUUUUGGUGAUCCACUCUGCAUUCACUUCUUGAGACGAAAUUCUAAAGCUUUGAAGGUAGAUAGUUUAUUGUUUAACUAUGUUAUAGGGGAACGUGCAUCGCCUUUCUGCGUCUAUGGAAACCAGAAUAAUCUAUUUAUACUGGAUAGUUCUAUCAGCCCUAAACUGUUCUUCCUAGAGGUUCAGUAAGGAUCAUCUCUUAUUGAUCCAGUGUUACUACAGGAGGAAACCUAAACUAAACUAACUUUAUUUAUACUGGAUAGUUCUAUCAGUUCAAACUGUUCUCCCUAGAGGUCCAGUAAGGAUCAUCUCUUAUUGAUCCAGUGAUACCACAGGAGCAAACCUAAACUAAACUAACUUUAUUCAUGCUGGAUAGCUCUAUCAGUUCUAAACUUUCCCUCUUUGGGGUCUAGUAUAAGGGUCAAACAUCUAAAGUUCAUUGCUAUUACAGGCGACUGCACAACAACAUGCUUUAGCGAAAUUCUUUAUGGAGUUGAUGCUGUUGGAUUAUGAAUGCUGUGUUAGUUUCCCGCCUUCUCAGCGUGCUGCUGCCGCACUUUGUGUCGCAAUGAGGAUCACCGAUAACUCCUCCUGGGUGAGUUUUUUUAUUACCUCCGUUAAGAGGUUACGGUUUCAUUAACGCUUAAUUUGUUCCGUUCCUUUCAUUUUAGGAUGCAACAUUAGUUCAUUACAGUUCUUAUACAGAAGCAUCCCUCAAACCUUGCAUAAUAAAAAUUGCCAAUUUAGUUCUUGAGUCAUUGAACAAGCAAUCUCAAAUGGGUUCGGUCCGCCAGAAAUACAGCAGAGCAAAAUUCUGCAGCGUUGCCACUUUGCCAUGUCUCAACUCUACCUUCAUCACUGAGAUACCGAAGGAAAAAUAGUUUUGCUCAUUGAACUGAAUAUUAGAUGUACAUAAUACACGUACAUAUAGGAACUGUAAAUUUAAUAUUUAAAAUAUUUAAAAAUUUGUUAUUUCACAGGUUUGUUUUGUAAUUUUAUUUAUACUUUUAGCAUAGUUAUUUGUUGUACAAAAAAUCAGAAAAUAUUAGCAAACAUUUUAUUUGAUUGAAUUUGCGCAAUUUACUCUUACUUACUGUAGUUGUAUAAAAAUUGUAAAUAGAAAAAAAUAAGUAAUAAAUAAUUU
This is a messenger RNA of Paramuricea clavata, 4578 nucleotides long. The record is from the annotation of a GenBank genome assembly. NCBI's taxonomy places the organism in Eukaryota, Metazoa, Cnidaria, Anthozoa, Malacalcyonacea, Plexauridae.